Lutzomyia longipalpis is the source of this 7411-nucleotide messenger RNA. RefSeq lists its product as uncharacterized. Gene Ontology annotation, cellular component: cell surface. The record is from RefSeq and is a predicted model, not a curated record. The transcript has 7 exons. The coding region runs from base 202 to 7314 and encodes 2370 amino acids. Gene Ontology annotation, molecular function: heparin binding. NCBI's taxonomy places the organism in Eukaryota, Metazoa, Arthropoda, Insecta, Diptera, Psychodidae.
AAUGUAUACGCGUUCUUUCACCGCGACUGAUAAGGCAUUACGGGACACACAAUCCCAUCAUUUCUCCCCGCAAUUAGCUUGGCAAAAGACAUCUUGGUGGUCUCUCUAGUGUGUGGAAAUUGUGGUAAUUUGUGGUGAGAAAAUUAGUUUCGAUCUAAAUGUUGAUUAAUUGUUAAAAUAAAGUGUGUGGAGGAAAAAGAAAUGCGGAUUCUUUGCGUGGCAAUUAUUGGAUUCAUGUGGCUGGUUCCACGUGUUUCACUGUUUCAGACGGAUUAUCGCGUAAAUGGGGCCACGGAGGAGCAACUGCGGGAAAUUCAGCAACUGAGGAAUGAGCUUGAUGUUGGCGAUGCACCACGUGCUUCGGGGAAAUCCCUCGUAGAGGCGGAUGCAAUUCGCGAAGAGAUUAUGAAUGCCGUGAAGAAUAGGCACUAUGUCCAUGGGAGUGAGCCUAAAAGUCAACUUCUCAAUGCUGCCCAUCUCUGGGGGAGUUUGGGGAAUCUCUUCAAGCGCCGGCGUGUUGCUGCAAAUCAGGGAGGUGACGGUGAGGAGAUGGAUCCGGAAGUGGAAUCAUCGGAUUUUCACAUUCAUUUCCCACAUCUCUCGCAAAUGUAUCGCGAUGUUCUCGAGUUGGAUUCCGUUGAAGAAGACAUGAGCUUUGAUUUGGGCGAUAAUGUUGUCUACUGGAAAACUCUUCAGCCACGGAAAAUUGGGAAACAUGCUCUCGUGGGAAUUACAAAUUCCAGCGUGGUUCUGCUGAAGGAAACAGAAGGGCAUUAUGAGUUCAUUGGGGAGCUGGAACUCCCUUCAAAACCCACCUGCCUCGAGGGAUUUGUUCAGUGGGAUGCUGAAGAUGAAGCAGCUGAAGGAAUAGUAUUGGUGGCUAUAGCCAAUGAACUCCUAUGGAUUGAUUUAGGAACAAAUUUCAGUGAUCUCACAAUUUCUUGGCGAUGGAGUUUGCAUAAAAAUCUCACAGAAAUUGAUUUCUUCUCUCUCAUGGAGGAACCAAUGGUGAUUGUAAUUAGUGAACCUUCAACGCCAAAUGGAAGAACUUCAGCUGAUAUCUAUCGCUUUGAUUACGCCGCCAAGGAUUUCUGGCUGGUCCAGACUAUUCCCCUGGCCGUACCAAGUACAUCUGUGGCUGUUCUUGAAGACAGCACUAAUUUGGUCAUUGGAAUUCCCCAGCAGAACAUCACUGUGCUGUACAAAUAUCUCAAAGAAUCCAGCUUUAAUCGGCAUUUCGUGCAUUUUAUGGAUAUUGAAUCUCCGAAUGUAGCUCACGUGGCGAGUUUCAGGAUUGGAGGGAAUUCUCACCUUGCCAUUGGAGGGAGCAACCCCCAAAUUUGGCGUCUUGAUGAUGAAAAUCUCGAAUCAGUGGAAAUUCGUCACAAUCACUUUGGCCUGGUUGAUUUUUGGCUCCCAAUUGUGGCUACAACAUACCGGGAUGAUCUCAUAGUUCUCGUGCAGCAUAGAGUUCAGCUGCAAACGCACAAAGUGACCAAAUUGGAAGUUCUCGUGUGGAAUGGAGAAUUCUUCAGUAGCCUCCUCAAUGUGCCGUGUAUCCUCUCGGAUAUUCAAUCACAAUUUGGGAUUAGCUGCAUGUUAGACUUUGACAGGGAGCGAGGACUUGAGGGCUCCACAAUAAUUCGCCAUGGAAAGAAUAUUUCAAUUCUCGUCCCGCGAGAUGAUGCUGAUUCUGGGUUAUUUGUUCUCAAUAUGCAAAUGAGGGCAUCCUACCAUCCGGAGCAGGAGCAUUUUGAGGAAUUCCGCAUGAUGUAUGAUUACUUCAGUACUCUCAGUGAUUACAAAGAUCACGUGUUGGAGGAGGCACUCGACGGCAUUAAAAAUGCUGUAAAGCUGAAUGAAUCUAAUGCCAUCUCUGCUCACUGGACUGUGGGAUCUCUCGAAACGCCUGUAUUUGAAGUAGCAUCGGAUGAAGCUGAAUUUGGAGAAGACUAUGAGAUUGCAGUGGGAGAGAAAUUGUGGACAUUGGAGGAUUCAAUGCUCGACAUUCCGACUAUUUCGGAAACUAUUGGGAGCAUUGAAAAGGGAGUGGAUGAAUUAAUUAAUUAUGCCGUUGAGAGAGCUCGAAAUAAUGCUAAUUUCGUCAAAGAUUCCCCAUCAAUCAAUCUUGGGAGUAUUUUCUCAAAUGGGCGCUUCUCCACGGAAGGAAUCUACAUUCUAGACUCAAAAACUAACCAGAUGAUUGCUGCAACCACAGAGAAUGAUGCACGCGUGAAAAGAAACUCUAAUAGUAGUGCAGUUGCAAAAGAAUUAAUAGUAAAAUACCUCGAAGUUGAUUCAAUCAAUGGUAUACCCACAAGUAAUCUCAUAUUCAGUGGCAAUGAUAAAAUUACAAUAGAAAGUGAUUUAGUAAUUGAUGGACCACUUGAGGUUGAGGAAGAUGUACAGCUCCGUGGAAAGGUAAAUGGAAAAUUUCUUCAUGAAGAAGCAAUUGAGACUGAGAGUGAAACAUACUACAGAGAUAUUUUGGAAUUUGAUUCGUUGCACAUCAAUGAAGAUCUCAUCGUACAGGAAAGCGUCAAUGGUAUGGACCUCGUGCAAUUCUCACAAGUUUUCAUUACACCCGCUUUGCCGGAAGAUGUAAUUGCCGAUGAGAAUAUCACGAUUGACGAUGAUUUUACAUUCAAAACCAUCAAUGGGAUCAAUUGGGAACAAUUUAUCUCUCGUAUCGUCAUGACUAAUCUUCCAAUUUCGCUGGGAAAGAUUAAAGUUAAUGGGGAAGUUUCCUUCAUGGAUGAUUCAACGGUGGACAUGAUUAACAAUAUCACCUUCCCAGAAGGUUUUCUCUGGGCAUGGAAUGGAACAUCUGAUGAACCCCUCCCAGCGGUUGUAACCGGGCACAAGAAAUUCAAGACACUCGUUGCUUCUCUCGUGGAUGCGGAGCAUAUGAUCAACGACGUGAUCGUGGAUAAUGUGAUCACGUUAAAUUCCAUCCAAACGAUUCCUGGAGAGACAACAUUUAACCACCUUGAAGUUGUGGGGGGUCUUGAGGCGAGUGGGAAGGUUUAUGGAAAGCAUUUAGAUGAUAUUUUGGAGAAUCCCACAUUGAAUGAGACGAGGCAUGUACGAUCGGCAUGUAUAUUUCGUGAUUUGCGAGUUGAGGGCAAUAUUAUUGUUAAUGAUUCAAUCAAUGGGGUUGAUUUUCACAAUUUGCUACGGGAUGCCGUCUACAGGACGGAUGAGACAAUUAAUGUAACAUCCUUCAAGUCCUUCAACAAUGUAAUUAUCAAUUCGAGCAUAAUACUCACAUCCAGCCUCCUCAAUGGAGUACCCUUGAAGGAGUUUGUGACAAAAGAUAGCGAACAGGAGCUCCAUAUUAGGGAGCUCAAUGGUGAUAUCUAUUUCCAUUCACUCGAUCUCGAUGGGCUAUUUAAUACGGUGAAUGUCACAGAAUUGGAUUACGAUGCCAUUAAAUUGUCAGGGCAGCAGCACACAGAGGCAGAGAUUAUAUUUGAGAACGAUGAUCUCGGGGAUUUUGUGGACGUUCUUGCCGGAAACAUGGAGAUUGCCGAUAGUAUCAAUGGGUUUAAGAUGCACGAUUUAAUUGAUACCACGAUGGACUUUGAACUCAAUGCCGAUGUGGAAUUUGAGAAGCUGCGAGUGGAUCAAUUGGAUGUACAUGGUGGCAUGAAUGGAGAAUAUUUGGUCAAUGACAUCAAUUUGGGUGAUUUCGAUCGACGCAGAUUGAGCUUAUCCCGAGAACAGAUCAUCGAUGCACCUUUUCACAUUGACUAUGCACAAAUUGAGAUGGUCAAUGUUAGUAGCAUCAAUAAUUUCUCCAUUGACCAUGUUGAGAGCCUGCUGCGGAAUGCUGAGAAUCUUGAGGAAGUCAUCAAGUCCGGCAAGGUGCCCAUUGAGACUCUCACGGUGCGUGGAGAUGUUUAUUUGGAAAUGGUCAAUGGGAAGAACUUUACAAGCAUCACAGGUGAUGCCAUUUGGCUCAAUGAGACAAACACUUUUGCGCACGAUGUGAAAUUCUUGGAUAAAAUUAACUUCUUGGGAGAUCUCUCUGUCGAGGGGAAACUCAAUGGAGAGAAUUUUGAAUUAUUCCUUCAAAAUAUCGUCCAACGAUCACAUGAUCCCAUUAUCCUGGCAGGACGUAAAACCUUCAAAAAGACCCUCCAUGUUGCUAAAGGGAUUCAAGUGGACUACAUCAAUGAUCUCCAUGUGGACAGCAUGUUAAUUCAAAAUAGAAGCAAUGUGAUCAACGGGGAUCUUUCAAUCAGUGGGAAUUUAACUGUGAAGAAACUCAAUUUCCUCGGGAAGAUCAAUGGAUAUCCCAUCACUCAUCUCAUGGAUCUCUAUUCGUACGAUCCCAGUGAAAAUCUUCAUCAUAUCCAUGGCGAUGUACAUUUCUACGAUCACCCUUAUGUUCAUCAUUUAGUUGUUGAUGGAUCACUCAAUAAUCUCGAUCACAUUACGGAGUACAUGGAUGGGAUACUGCUGCAUACGCAAAGGGGGCGCAACAUAACAGGAAAGAAAAUUUUCCGAAAUGAUGUUUUCUUCGAUAACACCCUCAAGGUGGGCAUUGUCAAUGGGAUCGACUUCCAGGACUUUGUGGAUAAUGUCGUGCUCAUUGAUAAGUCAGGAUAUUCCGCGGAUAUCCACGGCAGUGUGACCUUCCUCAAUGGAUUAGUGGAAGCUCCGGAAGUUUUCGUGCAACAAAACCUCAUAGCUCACACCAUAAUGGGUUGUAGUCUGCACAAUCUCAUUGGUGAUGCAGUUUGGACGGAUAGAGAUUUAGAACUACCGUUGAACAUCACUUUCGGUCCCGGAGCUCUGUUGGCAGAAUCAAUUGAAAGUGAUUCCCUUAAUGGGAUUCCCAUGUCUAAAUUCAUUACAUUGCACACUGAGCAGGAGAUUGAAGAAACUCUCGUGGUACCCGACGUGCUGGUCAAUCAACCAAUUAGUGUCGAUGGGUUUGUCAAUGGAGUGAAAUUGCCGGAAGAGCGAGAGAAUACCCUCAUGAUUUUUGGUGAUCAAACAGUCGAGACAUCAGUGAGCUUCCAACAAGCCAGAAUCCUCAAUUCCUUGACCACAACAGGACUGGUUAACAAUCAGAACAUUCGCAAUGUGGCACUUUUAAGCUCAGACCUCAUGAUUAAGGCUCCAGUGUCAUUUGAUUACCUCGAAGUGGAGAAUGUCUUCACGGAGCAUCUCAUUUCUGGGAUAAACUUCACAAAAUGGCACGAUAGUGUCCUAUGGCGCAGUGGGAAGGACAAUCAAACAGUCACUGGGCAGUGGGUGUUUAAAAAUUGCCACAUUGAGGAGGCACUCGAUGGAAGGGGGACAAUCAAUAAAAUUGAUUUUAUCCAUAUGAUGACCCACUUGAAGGGUAAUCCCCGGAAAUUGGCUGAAAAGUUGGAGCACACAGAAAAACUCUAUGUGGAACUUUGUCGGAAAAUAAUGAACGAGCGCCGGGGAAGGCAUGAUAUUUGUUUCUUCCGCUACUUUGAGCCACACUACAGUAUCUGGGAGAAGGGUGAGAAGAUUACAUCUCAUCGCUUUUACGAAAACAAUGGGCAAAGUUUCUUCAUUUACUCUGCGGGAUGUCACAGCCGGCUUCACCAGUGGGACCCCACGGAGAAGCGUUUCAAUCUUCUGGGAACGAUAAAUACGGGACAAAUUGAUGAGUGGAUUCACGUGGAGGAUGCCUUGGGAGAUGCCCAUUUGGUGGCAAAUGGUCCAGCUAAUCCUAAAUGCAAUGAAAGUGGAAGUGCCGUGUGGAAGUGGACUGGAGCCAAUCUUGUGCGUGUUACUCACAUGGAUCAACGCUUUAAAUCCCUCAUUGGCAAUGCACUGCGUCCUGGGCAUUUUUACGCCAUUGACAGUGGGAAUGUUGUCACGGAAUAUGAUCUCAGAGGGAAGUCUGGGGAGAAGUGGAAACCAUCUCUUGGGGCGACGAGUCUCAAAUUUAUUCCGCAAGAAGUAAAUCUUGGACUUGCUGUGACCGAUGGGAAACGCAUAAAGGUCAUUCAGGAUAAACAAAUGAGGAGGAGAAGGAGAAUUAUUCGUGCUACUGACUCAUCCGCAGAGGACAUCACUGUGGCGAAUGAUGACUCAGAUGAUUCUUUUGUUAAUUUGCUGAAAAAGUACAGUGAAAUCCUUAAAUCAAAUGCAUCAGUUGCCAAUGAAUCAUUUGAGGAUUUUUCAGAGAAUGAAAUAGUUGGGGAUAAAUUAUUUGACCAAUUUCAAGAUUUAAUGAAAGAAGGAUCAAAAGCAUUCAUUGAUACAACUUUUGAACUUAUUGAAAUGCUCAAGGAUACUGAAGAGAAAGGAGAAGAAAAGAAGGAAGAAGGUUCCAUGGAAUAUGUUGGAGAAGCUGCAUCAAAUGCAACAGAUCCUGCUGAUGUUAUUUCCAAGGAAGAAUUCCUCAAUACACUGAGACAUGUCCUGGCCAAGAAGAUGUCUUCGGUACAAAUUGCAAUGGGAGCUCUUUCGGAGAAAGAUCAUCCACUCAAUGCAAAUGCAACUUUAACGGUGAUCACAAUUAAUGGGACAUCCCUGAAAAAUGAGGAUUUUGAGGACGUAGCAGAAGAUGCAAUUGAUUUAUGGCUCAUGGAGCUUCUCAUGAAUGAUAAAAUUAAUGAAAUUGUUGAUGAUAUGAAUGAGAAGCAUCUGCCCAAAGUUCAUGUGAGUCACACUCUGCAGAAAUUAAAUACCUCAACGGAUACAUCUGAAGGAUCAUCCAAUGUAUCGCCAUCCCCACCAGUCAGUACACUAAAAGAGGCAAAAGAAACUAAUAAAACAGAACAAGUAUUGUCUACAAGAACGGAUUGGUCAGAACCAGCAAUAAUCUACUCAGAUCAGGAUCCACCAUUUGAGGAGCUAACAGGUGAAGUUGUCCUUCUCACCGUUGGUCAUCCGAUGUAUCGAAGAAAACUCAUAGCUGUGGCAUCGAGGAGACGGAGCACAAUCCCCGGACGUCAAGAUAUAAUCUACCUGUAUGAAAAUGCCAUUGGAGAGACAAUUUUCCAGACACUUCCAUGCCAGGACCCUUCGGGACUUACAGCCCUCCAUCUACGUGAUGAAACUCUCCUAAUCUUCGUGGAAGCAGGUGUGGAUGUUCAAAUUUACAGCUACCAGGGUAUUAUGGGAUUCAGGAAAAUCUCCCAAUUCCACAUAAGCUCCCCAGCACUUCAUCUCACCACCAUCUCCCUGCCUGUCGAUGGGGAUUAUCGACUGAAUUACUUGGUAGUGACGAUGGCGAAGGAAAUACUCUUCUUGGAAGCCAAAAUGAUGGGGAACUGCCGAGAUGUGGAAGUGAAUUGUGAUGAGCAAAUCCCAAAUUAGAUUCCACCGAGGAUGUGAUUACAUCUCAGCUGUUUAUCAUCUCCCAUAUUGUACCUCUAUUCCAUCUAUAUUUAUCCAAAUUGUUGAAUACUCCAAA